This is a messenger RNA of Camelus dromedarius (Arabian camel), 2707 nucleotides long. It is a transcript of the gene VEZF1, whose product is annotated as vascular endothelial zinc finger 1. Gene Ontology annotation, cellular component: nucleus. The record is from RefSeq and is a predicted model, not a curated record. Gene Ontology annotation, biological process: regulation of transcription by RNA polymerase II. Gene Ontology annotation, molecular function: DNA-binding transcription factor activity, RNA polymerase II-specific; RNA polymerase II cis-regulatory region sequence-specific DNA binding. The coding region runs from base 378 to 1928 and encodes 516 amino acids. Lineage: Eukaryota; Metazoa; Chordata; Mammalia; Artiodactyla; Camelidae. The transcript has 7 exons.
CGCUGCCAUGUUGAGGAGCCGCCGUUGCCGCUGCCGCCGCCGCCGCCGCCGCUUUGUUGUCGCCUCCUCCGGCUGAGGAGGCUCCCCGAGCGGGGGGAGUGGGGAGGAGGGGGGUCGGCCGCCACAGCCAUGGAGGCCAACUGGACCGCGUUCCUGUUCCAGAGAACAAGUUGGGGAAACCCAGUUCCCCUCUUAGAAGGCUUCAUAUAGAAGUGUGGGGAUCCUAGGAAUCCUCAGAAAGUGAUUCCCGUAGUGGUCGAGGCCUCCUACAGCAUUUCACCCAAGAAGCAGGGACCUGGUGUGACCCUCGUGUGAGAGUGAGCUUCAGCAAUGCUGUAAAAAUACUUUAUGUUGCCACAGACAUCUGAAUUGGUAAAAUGGCAGCCCAUGAAGCCUCCCAUCACCAACAGCAGGCAGCACAGAACAGCUUGCUGCCCCUCCUGAGCUCUGCUGUGGAGCCCCCUGAUCAGAAACCAUUGCUUCCAAUACCAAUAACUCAGAAACCUCAGGCUGCUCCAGAAACAUUAAAGGAUGCCAUUGGGAUUAAAAAAGAAAAACCCAAAACUUCCUUUGUGUGCACUUACUGCAGUAAAGCUUUCAGGGACAGCUAUCACCUGAGGCGCCACGAGUCCUGCCACACAGGCAUCAAGUUGGUGUCCCGGCCAAAGAAAACCCCCACCACGGUGGUUCCCCUUAUCUCCACCAUCGCUGGGGACAGCAGCCGAACUUCGUUGGUCUCAACCAUUGCAGGCAUCUUGUCAACAGUCACUACAUCUUCCUCGGGCACCAACCCCAGCAGCAGUGCCAGCACCACAGCUAUGCCUGUGACCCAGUCUGUCAAGAAACCCAGUAAGCCUGUCAAGAAGAACCAUGCUUGUGAGAUGUGUGGGAAGGCCUUCCGAGACGUGUACCACCUCAAUCGGCACAAGCUCUCCCAUUCGGACGAAAAGCCUUUCGAGUGUCCUAUUUGUAAUCAGCGCUUCAAGAGGAAGGACCGGAUGACUUACCAUGUGAGGUCUCAUGAAGGAGGCAUCACCAAACCCUAUACUUGCAGUGUUUGUGGGAAAGGCUUCUCGAGGCCUGACCACUUAAGCUGUCACGUAAAACAUGUCCAUUCAACAGAAAGACCCUUCAAAUGCCAAUUUUCCUCCCUCAUGCAGACAUGCACUGCUGCCUUUGCCACCAAAGACAGACUGCGGACACACAUGGUGCGCCACGAAGGCAAGGUAUCCUGUAACAUCUGCGGAAAGCUCCUGAGUGCAGCAUACAUCACCAGCCACUUAAAGACGCACGGGCAGAGCCAAAGCAUCAACUGUAAUACAUGUAAACAAGGCAUCAGUAAAACAUGCAUGAGCGAGGAGACCAGCAGCCAGAAGCAGCAGCAGCAGCAGCAACAGCAGCAGCAGCAGCAGCAGCAGCAGCAGCACGUGAGCAGCUGGCCGGGGAAGCAGGUGGAGACACUGAGGCUGUGGGAAGAAGCUGUCAAAGCAAGGAAGAAAGAAGCUGCUAACCUGUGCCAAACCUCCACGGCUGCUACGACACCUGUGACUCUCACUACUCCAUUCAAUAUAACGUCCUCUGUGUCGUCUGGGACUAUGUCAAACCCAGUCACAGUGGCAGCUGCAAUGAGCAUGAGAAGUCCAGUAAAUGUUUCAAGUGCAGUUAAUAUAACCAGCCCAAUGAACAUAGGGCACCCUGUAACUAUAACCAGUCCAUUAUCCAUGACCUCUCCUUUAACACUCACUACCCCAGUCAACCUCCCCACCCCUGUCACUGCUCCAGUGAAUAUAGCACACCCUGUCACGAUCACGUCUCCGAUGAACCUGCCCACGCCUAUGACGUUAGCCGCCCCUCUCAAUAUAGCAAUGAGGCCUGUAGAGAGCAUGCCUUUCUUACCCCAAGCUUUGCCUACAUCACCACCUUGGUAAACAGUAUUAUAAAGUCAAAAUAUGGGUUAAAGUAAAUAUUUACCAGCAACUUACUUUUAGUUUAUUAAAGCAAAAAGUAAACCAUGAAAUUGGGAGAUUUCAUUACAUUAGUUAAAAAAUAGUGUAGUAGCAUUUUUCUCCAAUUUGGCUGGGAUUGUUCAAAGUAGGGUGUGUAUGUCACAUAUCACUGGACCACUUUAGUUUAAUCAGAAAUUACUUUUAGCUGACAGCAUUGCUUAAACAGGAUAGUAGUUGGCAAGAUGAAAUGCCCAAAUUAAAACCAAUCAUAAAAAAGCAAAACCCAUUUCAAAAUAAGAAAAAUAAGCAUUUGUUUCUAAUCCCAAGAAAUCGUUUUAUUCUAAACACUAGCAGAGCUCCUCUCCCCAUAUGGUCAAGGUGGAUGGCUGAUUUUAACCUGAAGUUCUAACUCCACAGAUUGAGAGCUAGUGUAGAAUUGUCUGUGUUUAUUGUUUUUAUGAGUAAAUACACGCAUUGUCAUAAUAAAAUGCAUUUCAGAGAAUAUGCAUUUUACCUUUGGGAAUAUGUUAAUUUCAGGCAGCAUUCCCUAUGGGAAAGGUGAUACCAGCUCUGAUAUGCAAAGCAUAUGGUAAUUUAUCAUUCUAACGUCAACAUAUAAUAGGGAUUGUGACCUGAUAUUUGGAGAUGUAAAUAUUGCUCAGCAUACUAAUCCUGAUGGAAUAUAGCAUUGUAGUUGACUUUUUUAAAAAAUUAAAAAAAAAAAAAAACCAAGAUAUACAAAUAGUGUUUUGGUAAGAAAA